UUAAACAGCGGGCGGGCCGGGGACAGCCAAUUCGUCUUGGGCGGUGACGUCACGGAGUUCCUUUUUUUUUUCUCCAGAAGAUCAAUUUAAACAAGGAAUAACUUUUUCAGUUUUACUACAAAACGACUUGCACGCUGACAGAGAAGGAGGGAGGAAAAAAGAACGGAAUUGACUGAAAGUUAAAACUAGACUAGAGCUGGGAGAAUAUCUUACCAGCUUGCUGUGGCAGAAUGACGUGGCUCCCCCUGCUGGCUGUGCUCCUUCAGCUGCUCCGAGCAUGUUGGACUGCCCCCUACUCUAACGGCUUCUUCUACCAUGACAUCAUGAAUGGGAACGGCAACGGGGAGAUUUACUUUAAUGGAGUGCGACUGCAUGUGAAGGCUCUGGAAGCGCCCAUCUUUGCUGCGCGGGGCACCAACGUGACGCUGCCCUGCCACUAUUACUACGAGCCGCGGCUGAGCGCUCCGCGCCGCACCCGGGUCAAGUGGUCCCGUCUACCUGUGAACGGGGGAGAGGAGACGGAUGUACUGGUGGCUAUCGGCCUGCGCCACCGCAGCUUCGGGGAGUACAAGGGACGAGUGCACCUGCAGCAGGACUCGGAGGGGGAGGUGUCUCUUGUCAUCACGCAGCUGUGCCUCGCCGACACGGGCCGGUACCGCUGUGAGGUCAUCGACGGGCUGGAAGACGAGAGCAGCACAGUGGAGCUGGAGCUGCGCGGUGUGGUGUUUCCCUACCAGCCCACGGGGAGGCGCUACCAGCUGAACUUCGAGGCGGCGCAGCGGGUGUGCGAGGAGCAGGAUGCCACCUUGGCCACCUUCGAGCAGCUGUACUCAGCUUGGGAGGAGGGGCUGGACUGGUGCAACGCAGGCUGGCUGGCCGACGGGACGGUGCAGUACCCCAUCACCCAGACACGGGAGCCCUGCGGGGGGCUAGGCCUGGCCCCGGGGCUCCGCAGCUACGGCCCCCGGCACAGGCAGCUGCACCUCUAUGACGCCUUCUGCUUCUCCUCCUCUCUGCGGGGGAAGGUGUAUUUCCUGCAGCACCCUCACAAGCUGAACUUCACUGAAGCGGGGGCGGCGUGUGAGCAAGAUGGGGCGAGCAUCGCCCGGGUGGGUCAGCUGUACGCCGCCUGGAGAUUCCUGGACCUGGACCGCUGUGAUGCGGGCUGGCUGGCUGACGGGAGCCUGCGCUACCCCAUUGCCUUCCCCCGGGCCAACUGCGGCCCCCCAGAGCCCGGCGUCAGGACCUUCGGCUUCCCCAGCAGACACCAGAAACACGGCGUCUACUGCUAUGGGAUGAGAUAGAGCCGAACUGAGCAGAGCUCACCUCCCAGACUCACCCUGCUCACUUCACUGCUCCCUCUUCCAACCCUUCUCGUCUGCCUCCCACUCUGUACUAGUAAAAGCAUAACGAAAUGUAGUAAAGCAUAGCAAAUAUAUGGUAAGCUCUGGGAAAGCAAUGGUAGCUGCGUUGUAUAAGCAUGGGGGAAUGAUGGCAAAUUGCUCAAUUAUUGUACAGAAUCUCCGUGGUAAUCUGGUACAUGGGUUCCCUCUCUUACUCCCUCUCUCUUGCUCUUCAUAUGUUCUUCUCAUCUUCACUUAUCUCCUUUGUCUUCAGCUCCCUCCAUCUCUUUAACUGUCUCCAUCACUCGUUUCUUCCCGUCCCACUGCUUUUCAAGCUCUCCCGUUUUUUUUAUAUGUUCUCCUCCCUCUCCCUUCUUCCACACUCCUUCCAUCCUGUCCCGGAGGCUUUCCCCCCUUUACCUCUUCCUCUGUCUUCCUUCAGCUCUUUAGGAGGCCUGGGAGUUUAGAUUUCAUAGAGACGAUGAUGGUUAAGAGCUGCUGUAGCCUUAGCUGUGCUGAAAGGUAAAGCAGAUUACUGGCCAUUGACUUUAGUGUAUGUUUGUGUAUUAGCCAAUGAAGCAUAAGACAGAAGUAAUACCUCCUGUCCAGGGCAUUAUCUGUUCUUGGUGCGGGGGGAAGUUGGGAAACAUGAGUAUUAUCAUAAUUCAUAUUAUUAAUAAGACUAUAUUUUGUAAUGUUUUCCUUGUACCAAAUUCCUUGCUGGACCUCUUACAUCAAUAGUAAAAUACAGAGCAACCAAUUCGUGUGCUAACUUUAAGGUGACAAUGUGAAACUUACAGUAGAUCACCCAUACUGCUAGAGUGCACAGUAAGUAUAGGUAGGGGCAUGCUUAUUCGUCUCAGAGUGGAGCAGCAGCAGGGAUGUUUCAAGGGUAGGAAACUUGACUAUGAAUAUACUGUCUCUGCUAUGCAUUAUGCAUUAAUCACAUAGUGUCUCUUGAAUAGGAUUAUGGGACACCAUACCCCCCCCACCCCCCCCCCACACAAUCUGAGCUGUAUUACAAAGACAAGCACGUAGAAUUGUAUAAUGUAGCUCAUCAAGACCUUGAUCUUACUGUAGCAUAAGAUAUGAUAUGAACCUUUUCAAACUUUCUCAAAAUUCUUUGAUUUUUACACACCAUGGAGUUAAGGGAUUCUAUAUUUAAUGUGAAAUAUAUUUUUUAUAUGUGUGUUUUUUUAUUAUAAACUGUACUGUAUAAAAUGCAUAUUUAAUGCUAAAGUCCUGUGUGUGCCUUAUGUUGCAUUCGCAGUGUCUAACAGUCUGCUCAAUGUGUUCUUUGGUAUUUACUGUGUCUCUCCCAAUAGUCUUGUGAUGUACAGAGCUGGGCUUCAGUCCUGGGACUUCUUCUCUGCUUGUGUAAAUAUGGACAAAUAAAAUGUGAGAUACUGUACUUGUGAGGUAUAUGCACUCAGCAUGGCUGUGAUAUUAUUUCAUUGGUUUCUGUAUCUUUGCAUUUUAAUCUUAAUGGAGUUUAACCUCUUUGAUAAUUUAACAGCGCAGGUCUUUACUUCUUACAAAUAAAAGUUUUCUAACUUUUUAAAA
This is a messenger RNA of Polyodon spathula (Mississippi paddlefish), 2906 nucleotides long. Its product is annotated as hyaluronan and proteoglycan link protein 3-like. Gene Ontology annotation, biological process: cell adhesion. The transcript is spliced from 5 exons. The record is from RefSeq and is a predicted model, not a curated record. Lineage: Eukaryota; Metazoa; Chordata; Actinopteri; Acipenseriformes; Polyodontidae. The coding region runs from base 231 to 1304 and encodes 357 amino acids. Gene Ontology annotation, molecular function: hyaluronic acid binding.